Recurvomyces mirabilis is the source of this 978-nucleotide messenger RNA. RefSeq lists its product as uncharacterized. Gene Ontology annotation, molecular function: enzyme regulator activity; glutamate-cysteine ligase catalytic subunit binding. Gene Ontology annotation, biological process: glutathione biosynthetic process. The record is from RefSeq and is a predicted model, not a curated record. The coding region runs from base 1 to 978 and encodes 325 amino acids. Gene Ontology annotation, cellular component: glutamate-cysteine ligase complex. The transcript has a single exon. NCBI's taxonomy places the organism in Eukaryota, Fungi, Ascomycota, Dothideomycetes, Mycosphaerellales, Teratosphaeriaceae.
AUGAAGCUCAUCCUGUCAACCUCGAACAUCAUGGGCGCUGGCUCGUCCAUACGCAGAUCGACUAAGAGCAAGAGCAACAGCGAGCUCAUAUCCUCGUUGCGAUCGAACUUCGAAGCGCAUUACACAACGACCAAUGGUCUCAGUAAUGGAGAUGCCAAGCCUGUGAAAGCGAACUACGAAGUCUGGACGAAUCGGAAAGAGAAUUGUCUGGAAGUACCUGCCUUGGAGUUCGCUGACUCGGCAUUGCAGGAGGAGAGAGAGCAAUAUGACAUCACGUCGAAGCUGUUCUACCUCCCAGGCGCGAAGAUCGCAGAGCGCGAGAAGCAGACUCGGGAGGCUCUGGAUCUGGUGCUGCAGGAUCUGCAUAUGCCGUCUGUGGACUUACUUAUAGUGUCCUUUCCUGGUAUCUACUUUGACGAAGAGGAGGACUGCCCGGACAAGAUCUCGACCCGUGGACCUGUCGAGUCGGAGCCAGAGACAAUGCAAUCACAAAUCGAGACCUGGAAAGUCCUUGAAAAGCUAUACGAGGAAGGACUAGUGAAGAAACUCGGUGUGGCAGAGCUCGGGCACGACAGGCUACUUUCCUUCCUAGACCGAACUCAAAUCAAACCAAGUGUCGACCAGAUCAAUCUCCGGGACUGCUGUUCAGUGCCGAAAGACCUGAUGGCAUUGGCCAAGAGCCGAAGCGUGGAGCUGCUGGUUCAUAAUGACUGCUCGAAUAUCCUUCCACGGGGUACUACUCGCGAAUUACUGGGACCCGGUGAAGGUGGAGCAGGUGUGUUGGCCGAGCCGACGAAGACUGGUGAUAAGAGAAAAAGUCUUCAUGGUGAGGAGAGCACAAAUGGGGAUGCUCCUGGUGGCGAUGCGCUGAGAGGAGAGGUGCAGCCGCAAUGGGUGGUGAAGUACACGGCUGUGGUCAAAAAUCGUGGUGUUGUGGAAAACAAGGGGUAUUUUGCUGUGGCGGAAGUUGUGGAGUGA